GUUGUGGCAGAAUUGUUUAUGCAUUUUGAGGUUAUUUUUCAUAACUCUGCAAAAAUAAAAAAAAAUAUCUUCAAAUGGUUUCUUUUUGUUAAUAGUUUGGUAUUAAAUCCUCUACUUUUCACGAUGCACAAAUUAAAAUCUUCACAGAGAGAAAAAGUUAAAAAAUUUAUAUCUUUCACUCAAACUGGUGAGAACACAGCCAUAUAUUGCCUUACUCAGAAUGAUUGGAAACUUGAUCUAGCUAGUGAUAAUUACUUCCAGAAUCCUGAUGCAUAUUACAAAGAACCGAGGAGUGUAGACAAAAAGAAACUAGAAUCUUUAUAUAACAGAUACAAAGAUCCCACUGAACCAGAUAAAAUCACAGUAGAUGGUAUCAUGAAGUUCUUAGAUGAUCUUGGUCUCCCGCCCGAAUCAAAGCUCGUCCUUAUCAUAGCUUGGAAGUUCAAAGCAGCAACUCAGUGCGAGUUCACCAGGGAUGAGUUUAUAAAUGGAAUGACAGAAUUAGGUUGUGAUAAUAUAGACAAAUUGAAGGCGCGAUUGCCCAGUUUAGAAAAUGAAUUAAGGGAUAAUUAUAAGUUUAAGGACUUUUAUCAUUUUACCUUCAAUUAUGCCAAAAAUCCCGGACAGAAAGGAUUAGAUCUUGAUAUGGCAAUUGCGUACUGGAAUAUCGUACUUAAGGGAAAGUUCAAGUUUUUGAAUUUAUGGUGUACCUUUUUGCAAGAAAACCAUAAACGAUCUAUUCCUAAGGAUACUUGGAAUCUUCUAUUAGAUUUUGCUCAGCAGAUCGCUGAUGAUAUGAGCAACUACGACGAAGAAGGUGCAUGGCCAGUGUUAAUUGACGAUUUCGUAGAAUGGGCAUCAACAAGAACUAAGGAAAAUCAGCCACACAGUACAAGUCAACUGGAGUAAUAAAUACCAACAAUUUUAUUUCUUAUAAGAAAAUUCAAAUGACGUUAAAUUUGUUAAUCGAUAAAAGGUAGCACUAAUCUUGAAAGAAACAGUUGAAAGGGUUUGAGAUUCUUUUUUUUUUCUUGUAUGACCUAGUGAUAGAAUGUACUUUGUCAAUAAAGUCGAAAAGAUUUUUAACUAAGUAAAGUAAAAUAAGUUUUUGUGUAUUUAUUUGAUUUUGCCUUGUUUGAAAAUUUUGCUUUUUGAAUUUUUAAAAACGACCGAAACGACCUUCGUUGACUACUUUUAAAAAUUUUCAACAUAUACGCAGGAUUAGUGCGGAAGAACACACCAAACAUUAGGAAUGUAUUUGAUAAAAAAAUAUUUAAUUGUCCAAAUGUUUAUUUUCCGCUUGUCAAGUUUUUGUUUUUGAGAAAAUUUGCUAACUUUGCUUCGGUUUUACUAUAAUACGAUUUUAAAUAUAAACUUUAAUAUUCAUUGUGUGACUAAUGGUUCUACAGCCCUAGUUGAACCUCGACCUUCUUCAAGUCGUUGUUUAGCCGUCUGCCAAACUCAGUCCAGGACUGUCCCGUGUGUGUCUAUUAAUUUCCAAUUUGCAUCGAUAUUAGAAUUCAUCUGGAAGGAUAGUUAUCAUUCGCUACAGACUCACAUUUAUCUGAUACCCUAUUUACAUUUUUUACCAAUAUGGUUCAACCGAUAAUUUUCUGACCAAUAAGUCAGUCCGAUAGAAUUAGUGACUUAAGCCUUUAGCUGUCGUACUUUCGGUGUGUGCUUAAUUUGAAAUAACACCUUUUCACUAUGUGAGAUAUGGUUAGACGCUCAGAAUUUAAUUCUCCAUGCUAAAGUCUUGACCAAUGAUUCUAUCUGGCACUCUGUUGUCAGAAACCGACAUUAUUAUUUGGUUUGGUCGUUGUUUAUUGCGAGGCCCAUAUUUUAGUUAAGAAAGUGGCUCACACUUCUAUUUCUCUCAGUAUGAGCAAAGGUCCAGUUCAUUAGCGUAUGCAAUAAGCCAUCAAAAACAAACCCAACUAGAGUAGUCUGUGCAAUAAAAUUGACAUUUUUCCAAUUUUAGCUACUUCAUUUACACCUAACUUGAGGUCUUUUUAAGUAUCAAAGCGAACGCUACGCAGCUUGUAGACACAGAGUAAUUAAUGUAUAUUUUCUGUCAUCUAAAUUAGAUGACGCUACCUAUCGAGAGCAGUCUAGGCAAGUUUGAAAUUUGCUGACAUGCCGUUAUUUGUUUCUAUCAGUCUGUCUUCGGUUCUAGGUCUACUUGAUGAGUUUUCAACAAAGACGAAACAUGUCAUUUCCUAGUGUGAACGAAGACAGAUUUAUAUGUUCCGAAAGGUACGCCGGGCGGCGGUUAGUACAAUUAAAUCUAGAUUAAAGGAAUUAAUAUUCUUCUGGGUAGAACCGACCAAUGCAUUACUGGUACUAGGAAUAGAAGACGGUUCUUCUAUGCCGUCGAUGGUGACGUGGUUUGGUUAGCGUGGGGAUUGGUGUGAACAUUUCUGACAGUAGGAUUUUGAUUGGCGAGUGGAGCGGACGAUAUUUUCUUUAUGAGAGAUCUCCAUGUCGCAGGUAAUGGUAAUUUCUAUGGCUUCUCGGAUAGUUCUUGGUUUAUAGAAGCGAUGGGGGUAUGGUUCUGGAGUUUUCAAAAUCAAUUUUGUGGCCUGUAUGAAGAUGGUGUUGACCUAGAGCUGAAAUUGAGUCGGAAUUGCGAACAGAAAUGGAAUUGUUCAUAAAUCCUAUUUUGAAUUCUACGAUUUGUUUGGCCUAUAUAGAAUCGGGGACAGUCUGCAAAAGUGUCAGUGACACCUUUGAUGUAAGGAAGAAAAGUUUUCGUAUGAUGAGGGUCUGAGUCUUUGGGUUGAGAUUAAGUGAGAGAUUGAUGUCUGUGGAUUCUCCUAUUGAUGUGAUUUUCGCGCUAAGCGUUUUGGAUCAGGGCUUGUUUUAAACUAGAGAGCUCAGCGCGUCUAAUUGCAUAAUUGCAAAGGCUUUUUUAUCUGGGGACAAGCGUAUUAAUGACUGAAAGAAUUUGUGAAGGCAGAUGAUGAGAUUUGGCACACAAGUAACGAUUGGUAUGAGUGAGUUUUCGGUAAAAAGGGUAAUGAAAACCUUGGUAUUGGUUUUUCCUUUAUGAUAACGUCGAGAAACGGUAGGAAUGAAUCAGUUUCCACCUCCAUUGUGAACUGGAUACUAAGAUGGGUUUGAAAAGACACCAAAGCAUCCCUGCCAUGGGGCCAAAUGACGAAUGUAUCGUCAACAUAUCGUAGCCAACAUGUGGGUUUAAGGUUAAUGUGGAUAGUGCUCGGGUCUCGAAGUCUUCUAUAAAGAUAUUAGCAAUCACUGGAGAUAGUGGGGAGCCCAUAGGGGUACCAUUUAUUUGUCUGUACCAUUGAUUUUGGAAGAUGAAAUAAGUGUUGGACAUACAAUGUUUAAUGAGAUAAGUGGUCUUGCUGGAUCCUGUGUUUAGUUUUCAGAAUAUUUAGAGUUUCCUCUAUAGGAAUGUUUGAAAAGAGUGAAACAAUAUCGAAACUUACUAGAAUGUCUGACGGUGAUAUAGGGUAUGGUUUAAGAAGUUUAAGAAAUGAAAAGAAUUUUGUGACCAAGGAAGAAGCAUUUUCGGCGAGAGGUUGUAGAGCUUUGGCCAAGUACUUGGUCAAAGGUUGUGUAGGGCAGUUCUAUGCAGUUACAAUGGAACAUAGAGAAAUAUCUGGUUUGCGAUUUUUGGGUAUGCCAUAUAUUAGAGAUGUUCUUGAAGACUAGAGGAAUUAGGAAUCUCUGUUAUUUAUUAUAGCCAUUAUUUACUACGAAAUACAAACUGAGAAAACUGUCAAAACAAUACAUAUAAACAGUUAACGUUCUAACAAUCAAAUAUUUGACAGCCAUGCUCUACCCUUUAUUAAUAUUAAAAUAAUUGUUGUUAUGUUUUAACUUGAUAAUGAAAUAUUUCAAAAGUCGUUGAAUUUAGAUAUAGGGAAAUUAUCCUCGUUAUUAAUGAAGAUAUGGUUAAUCUAUGUGCACUAGGAUUUUCCCAAAAUUUUCAAAAAAUUCGAAAUAUUUUGAAAAUUCUUCAUUUUUGUAUAGACCCAAAUAUGAAUUGUGUAAAAUGAUGCUUAGUAUUUCUAGAAAUUCAAAAAUUUGUGAGUUGGUGUUUAAACAUUAAUACCGCAAUAAAACAAUUCUUGAAGUGGCGGAUGUAAUUAAUAUUCCUAAAAGUACAGUGUGGAAUAUAAUGAAGUAUUACAAGGAAAUAUGAAGUAUUUUAGGUAGAAAAGGUAAAAGUCCAAGUCGUCCAAAACUAGUUCCUGAUAGUAAUAGUACAAGAAUAGACAAUAUUAGUAAAAGUUUGCAAUAAGGUCAAACAAAUACUCUAAGACAAGUUACAGCUAAAUGGAAUCAUGAAAGAGGAUUAAUUUUGUUGCAAGUGAAAACAUAAAUCUGUAUCUAAAAGUUUUAGAUAAAAUACAAAAAGUAAUCUUAUAAAGUUUUAUAAGGUCGAAUUUUAGGUAAAAACGGUAUGAGUGUUCUCUUAGUUUAAUACGUUUUAACAUAUUUUCUUCUAAUCAAAGGAAAAACCACUGUUACCAACAAAGCAAAAGCAAGCCAGACUGAUUAGGGCAAAAUAUCUACGUAGUUAUAUAGGGAUAUAUUGAGCAUCGUUGGCGUUAGGUUCUAAUGACAAUUAAUUUUCCGACUUACUCUAAUUAGGGUUUUUUGAUGGCUUUACAUUCGAAAACUGUUUUGAUUUUAGCAUAAUAUUAAAUUAAUAAAGAUUUGACAAAAAUACUGAGAGUUGACUUAAAUAUCUCCCAGUCAUCGAAUUAAUAAAAGGGGUUUUAACUCUCUAAUAUAUUAAUAAUAAAAUGGGAAGGAUGCUGUCUUAUAUUACAAUAUUAUGCUCCAUCGGGCAUUAGUCUUGAUGAAAUAUUUAAGAGCAUGCAUGCAAGACAGAUCAUUAUUAUACGUAAAUGAAGUUUUCCUUUUAUUUUAAAACUUUUCUUAGCGUAAAAGUACACGAUUUAAUAAAGAAAAAUUAAUACAAAUUAAAUUCUUUCGAAAAUGAAAUACAGAAAAGCGUGAUUUAAUAUGAUAUUCAAAUUUUCAAGUAUAUUAUGGUAUAAAUAUCUUUCAUCAUCAUUCCUUUGUUUUAGAUUGUGUACAUAUUUGUCAACUAUCGCGUUUUGUAGAGUUGUUUAUUCAGUUUAAACAUUACCCUUUCUUAAUGAAUCACUAUGUAUAUAAUUUGUACUAUACAUAUAUAUUAUAUGUAUAUGUUAAAAUGUACUAAAUAAUAAGCAGUUGUGUUUAAAAAUGUAUAAAAACCAUCUGAUAAAAUAAAAUUUUUCGAUAAGAUACAG
This is a messenger RNA of Diabrotica balteata, 5273 nucleotides long. The record is from the annotation of a GenBank genome assembly. Lineage: Eukaryota; Metazoa; Arthropoda; Insecta; Coleoptera; Chrysomelidae.